GCACGUAGAGGCCGAUCGAGCGGCCGGCCAGAACAGGAGUGUUUGGGAAGACAUGGGGAGGCCGCCGUGCUGCGAGAAGAGCGGGGUGAAGAAGGGGCCCUGGUCGCCGGAGGAGGACCUCCUGCUCGUCUCCUACGUGCAGGAGCACGGUCCUGAGAACUGGCGCGCCGUGCCUAGCAACACCGGUCUGAUGCGCUGCAGCAAGAGCUGCCGGCUCCGGUGGACCAACUACCUCCGCCCGGGCAUCAAGCGCGGCAACUUCAGCGACCAGGAGGAGAAGCUCAUCAUCGAGCUCCAGGCACUGCUCGGGAACAAGUGGUCCACGAUUGCGUCGUACAUGCGGGAUCGGACGGACAAUGACAUCAAGAACUAUUGGAACACGCACCUGAGGAAGAAGCUCGCCAAGACGUGCGCCAGUGAAAGCGGUGCCUCCGGCGGCUCCGCCAAGACGAAGGGCGAUGGGGCAGCCGCGCCCGCGCCCGCGCCCAAGGGGCAGUGGGAGCGGCAGCUGCAGACGGACAUGCACACCGCACGCCAGGCUCUCCAGGAGGCGCUGUCCAUCGACACCGCGCCGCCGCCACCGGCGGCCAUCAAGCCGGAGCCGCUGCCGCUAGCGCAGCUGCCGGCGCCAGCCCUCAGCCCGGCGAUGUACGCUUGCAGCAUCGAGAACGUUGUGCGCGUGCUGGAGCUCUGGAUGCAACGCAGCGCCAGCGAGAAGGCGUCGGCCCAGUCGAUGACCUCCAUCUCGGCGGUCUCCGGUGGUGGAGAGGGCGGGUCGGGAAGCCAGAGCGGCACGGCGCGCGCGCUGGAGGGGUUCACCGGGAUGACAAAGGUAGAUGGCGCGGGUGGCGCAGGGCCGGGGCCGUCGUCGUCAUUACCGAUGCUGGAGAGCUGGCUGCUCGACGACGGCAUGGGGCAUGGUGACGAGGGCCUCUUCUGCGUGCCGCUGGCGGACCCGUGCGAGUUCUUUUAGACUAGACUGGAGGAUAAGGAAAAGCAAGAUAAAAGUGACUGGGCUGGAAGAAAAAGAAGCCAGGAACUCGAAUCCCUGCUAAUCUAGAUCGACAUAACGCAAUGCUUGGUGUUGAUCUGGUUUAGCUGUUCAAUCCAGUUCCUUGCUUCUUUUUGUUUGCAUUUAGAUUUUAUUCCUUUUUCGUUUUUUAGUAAUCAGUCCUACAGAGGAUGAUGGAUUAUGAUCCAUG
This is a messenger RNA of Sorghum bicolor (sorghum), 1202 nucleotides long. RefSeq names its product myb-related protein 306. The coding region runs from base 53 to 973 and encodes 306 amino acids. Gene Ontology annotation, biological process: response to auxin. The transcript is spliced from 3 exons. Lineage: Eukaryota; Viridiplantae; Streptophyta; Magnoliopsida; Poales; Poaceae. The record is from RefSeq and is a predicted model, not a curated record.